Leucoraja erinaceus (little skate) is the source of this 3143-nucleotide messenger RNA. It is a transcript of the gene c7h2orf76, whose product is annotated as chromosome 7 C2orf76 homolog. The transcript has 7 exons. The record is from RefSeq and is a predicted model, not a curated record. Bases 240 to 620 code for a protein of 126 amino acids. Lineage: Eukaryota; Metazoa; Chordata; Chondrichthyes; Rajiformes; Rajidae.
UUGGGGGCGAGGCCACUGGCGGAGGCGGCGCUGCUCCGCUAUAGGAUCUUUGGUUGGGACGCACUCAGCUCCAAAGAGCAAAGAUAGGAUCUUUGGCUCUGAGUUUGUCCUCUGAGACUGCGCCACGGCCCUGAACUACAACUGAGCGAGUAUCCUCAGCGGCAUCAAAUGGUGUGAUCACUGUAUUUCGGGUUCCAGUAAUCUGGAGAUAAGAGGCUUAAUGUUCCUAAAUACAACACAUGUCGUCUGAAAAAAUAACUGUUACUGUUCGGCUGGUUCGUUCUUUCGAGCAUCGCAAUUUCAAACCCGUAGUCUACCAUGACGUUAAUGUUAAUCAAUCUGUAAAGGAAUUCCUUUCCUUUCUCCAGAAUGAUGUAUCUUCAAAGCCUGGGCUUCCCCCACCAUUUAGGAAACACACAUAUGAUACAUUAAAGAUUAUUCACCAAGCACAUGGGGCAAAGACAAAUGAUCUUGUUGUAAGUUUGGAUAAUGAUGACCAACUUAUAUUAAAGGAGACAAGCACACUGAAAGAAGCAGGAGUGGCCCAUGAAACUGAAAUGGCUUACUUUAAAAAGGAAGAUUAUGAAACAUACAAAACGAACCCUGUAGUUAUUUGGUGACAAUUGUAGAAAUGUCAGUGUUUGAAAAUUUAAUGUCCAAGUAUCACAUUCUGUGAAGUUUGAAAUUUUGAGAACUGUGUGAUAAAGCAGCUCAUGCAAAUAAUGUUUUUUUUUCUUUCCUGUUUAAAGAUGAAUUGUAAAAACAUACAUUUUAAUUUGGCUGUCUCAUUUAUGUCACUCCACUAUAUUUUCACCAGUUGUAAUGUACAUUUCUGGAAUAAGAUGUUUAGAAAGUUCUUCAACUGGUCAUGUUUACAACCCAGUAUUGAGGGGAACCAGGGAGAUUUCAUACUUACCAUCGGGAAAUGUUUGAUUAUAGAACCAUAUAGCUGGAUCAAAGUAAAACAUUGUUUAUUCAUGGAUAAAAUAGUUAACAUUCUUUCAAAUUAAAAUAAUGUGGUUUUGUGAAUUUAUUUGGUAGUUGAUGUAAACAAACCACAUCCUGAGAUUUUGUAAUGAAAGUUAUUGAGUGCAUGGAAUAGAUAUUCAAAAGCAGAGGUUGACAAUUGCUGCAACAGCUUUUAUCCUUUUAACAGUACAGCCGGUAGAGUUCCUGCCUCUCAGCUCCAGUGACCUGUAAAAAGCCUUGAUUUCUACACAAAGUAUUUUACUAAUAGUUUAUUAUAAGCACUACAUACAUACUAUGCACUAGCUGUCCGUGGUCAUCACUGGAGCUAGAGAGCGAGCUGGAGGUGGGGACACUACAAUUAUACAAGAGACAAUGGGGAGUGGUUAGUAGUGGUGAGGUCACUGUGUUAAAGGAACAUGCACUGAUCUACAGGUUAAAUCUUAAUCUGAAGUUUGCAUGUUCUCCCUGUGAAUGUGUGGGUUGUAUCCAUUGCUUUGGUAUCCUCCCACAUCCCAAAGAUGUGUGGGAUGGUAGGUUAAUUGGCCAUUGUAAAUUAAUCCUACUGUGCAGUUGAGUGUUAGAAUGUGAGGCAAAUUGAUUUUUAAAAAACAUUGGAUUAGUAUAAAUGAUUGGUAAGACCCAGUGGGUAGAAGUGCGUGCUUCCUUGUUGUUUGACCGACUCCUCAAAAUUUAUGGUUGAUGUUAUCAUUGUAACCUAUUGUUUGAAUAAUGACAAUGAUCAAAAAUUUUAUGAGGAAUUUAAGUUAUUAGAGGUGAGAGGUCAUGUUUUAAUUUCUUGAGAUAGAAUACCAAAUUACGAAAAAAUUUGAAAUAUUAAGCUUGAAUUUAUAACUGGUAUUAUCAAAUUUACAGUAUAUCUUCUAGAACACAAGUUAAAAAAAACAUGAAUGUGCAGCAAAUAAAUCAAAUGUUAUUGAACAUUGAGCUUUAGGUUUAUUAUUGUCAUGGAUACUGAGGUACAGUGAAAAGCUUUGUUCUCAAUACAAUCCAAUCAAGUCAGCAAGUCAUACACAAAUACAAUCAAAUCAUACUCAAGUACUAUAGGUCGAGCAGAGUGAAAGAUAGAGAGUGCAGAAUAUAGUUCUAAGCAAUAUUGUUUGAAAUAGUUCAUUUAACUAACUAUUGUAACCCAAAUUGUAAAAUUACAACAUGUCUUAUGUUGUAAUUUUACAAUUUAAUAAAGUAGUCAUUUUUCUUAAGGACAGUUUGAUUUGGCACAAUUCUUUAAAUAAGAACCUUUGAGAUGAAUUUUCAUCUGGAACAACUCUGCUACAGUUAAAUGGUACAGGCUGAUUUGCUGCCUCUUGUCAUGACAAAUAUGAGAAAUGACUAGAAUUACGUAACUCUCUAAUUUACAGUUUCUCCAUCAAUAAGUAACAGAGGGGGGGUGCAAUUAACUAGCUAUCUAUUUCUAGAUUUACCAUCACCCCUUUCUACCAACAAUAUUUGAGAAAAGUGGAAAGAUUUACCUAUCAUUUAGUGACCGAGAGGUCAAAGAGUGAUUAUCAGUCAACAUAGAAAGAUGGUAGAUGGUAUGGUCUCAUGACUAAGCAGAAUAUUGUGAUUGUUAACUUCUAGGAUUGUUGUCUUUCAAGGUGGUUCAAGAAAACUGAAUGUGUAAAUUUUACUAAGGAGACAAAAAUCACCGUACAAUAUAGAAUUAUUUAAUCCUCACCUAGUUUUUUCUAAGGAUAAUAUUGCCAAAAAGGUUCAAGUUGUAAGUCUGGAUGUUUAUCACUGAAUUCAAGACGAAAUGUUUUUGAAACAUACUCCAAGUAUUCACUGGCACAUUUAUUUGCAAUCUAUGAAUCAAAUUGAGGCUAACUGGAACAGUACAGGACUUUUUGCUGUGCAGGAAUAAUAUUUCAUGUUAAGUAAAUUCUAAAAGUUCUAAACUCUCCAUACUAAAUAGUCUGUAUCCAACACUUCUGACAUCUCAGUGUAAUUCUUGAAAUAAAAUGUACUCUAUAUUGCAAGUAUGCCAGAAAGUUUAGAUUGGAUGGGCUGAUUUAAUUCCAGAAAUUAUGUGAAACAUUAAUAAUUCAACGGAAACAUUUGCCCAUACAUAUAUACAAAUAUACUUAUUGUGUAACAGCCAAUGUCAGAGUAUUUUGUGCUCCAGCCAGAUCAUAAUAAAUAGCUACAUCAGUUUA